Messenger RNA from Lodderomyces margitis, 1003 nucleotides. RefSeq lists its product as uncharacterized. Gene Ontology annotation, biological process: transmembrane transport. Lineage: Eukaryota; Fungi; Ascomycota; Pichiomycetes; Serinales; Debaryomycetaceae. The annotation marks the transcript as partial. Gene Ontology annotation, cellular component: membrane. The transcript is spliced from 2 exons. Gene Ontology annotation, molecular function: ATP binding; ABC-type transporter activity. The record is from RefSeq and is a predicted model, not a curated record.
UGAAUGGAUGUUGCAAGUUGUUGGAGCUGCACCAGGAUCUCAUGCAAAGCACAACUACUUUGAGGUUUGGAGAAAUUCACAGGAAUACCAAGAUGUGCAAAAGGAAAUCGCCACCAUGGAAACUGAGUUGUCGAAAUUGCCAAGAGAUGAAGACCCUGAAGCUAAAUACACAUAUGCAGCUCCGAUUUGGAAACAAUACUUAAUUGUCACUUGGAGAACUAUCGUACAAGAUUGGAGAACUCCAGGUUACAUAUACGCAAAGGCGUUUUUGGUUAUCUCAUCGGCUCUUUUCAACGGGUUUUCGUUCUUCAAGGCGGACAGGACGCAACAAGGUUUGCAAAAUCAAAUGUUUUCCAUUUUCAUCCGAGAUGCCGUAUCAAAUUGCGGUUNGUUAUAUGCAAACGCCGAACCUACUGACGCUGUUAAUCAACGAGGUGUGCUUAUGUGGCUUUUCAUCAACUGUUUCUACGUCUACACGAGUACCAUGGCCUUAUUAUGUAUUUCAUUUAUGGAACUUGCUGACAAUGCUGCAAAUCUUGCAACACUUUUAUUUACAAUGUGUUUGAAUUUCUGUGGUGUGCUCAAAACUGGUGAUGAGUUGCCUGGUUUCUGGGUCUUCAUGUACCGUUGCAACCCUUUUACUUAUUUGGUUCAAGGAAUGUUGGCUACAGGGUUGGCAAACACUUCAGCUGAAUGUUCGAGUACGGAGUUGCUGACAGUUGAGCCACCCAGUGGACAAUCCUGCUCAUCAUACUUGAAGUCAUAUGUUGAAACAGCUGGUGGCUACAUUGUUGACACAGAUGGGUGUCAAUAUUGCUCAAUUAAGGAUACCAAUACCUACUUGGCAUCAGUCAAUGCUAGGUACAGUGAACGAUGGAGAAACUUUGGAAUUGUAAUCUGUUUCAUUGCCGUUAACAUUAUAUUUACAGCUGCAUUGUACUGGCUUGCUAGAGUCCCCAAGGGAAACAGAGAAAAGGAUAGUAAGAAUAAAGAAAAGAAGUAA